Molecule: messenger RNA, 11379 nt
Organism: Solenopsis invicta (red fire ant)
Lineage: Eukaryota; Metazoa; Arthropoda; Insecta; Hymenoptera; Formicidae
Gene: dnc
Product: cAMP-specific 3',5'-cyclic phosphodiesterase
Exons: 12
Coding region: 5792-8029 (745 amino acids)
Biological process (GO): signal transduction
Cellular component (GO): nucleus; cytosol; perinuclear region of cytoplasm
Molecular function (GO): 3',5'-cyclic-AMP phosphodiesterase activity
Source: RefSeq, a predicted model, not a curated record
AUGUGCGGCGGUGUGAACGCGGUUCCGUGCUCGCCGUUCCUGUCGCUUCGAGCGACACGUUGCCGUGUCGCCGCCGCUAAUCGGUCGCGCUAAUUGGUUCCGCGGGACUAAUCAUGCGCGCCGCGCAUCGGCCGGCCGGCCGGCGGCCGUCCGUCGGGCCGCCGCCGAUCGCGUCCCGAUCGGAUUCAGGUAUCCACGUCGUGGACGAAAACCGGUUUUCACGGUGCGUCGUGAAGCCUCUGCACCUACUUUCCGCUUUCCGCCUUCCACCUUUCAGUGUUAUUGCACGCGGCGGCACACGAUUAUCGAUUAUUCUAGGAGCUACGUACGAGCUGUCGCGGAAUACAUCUCUUUUCCGUUUGUCCCGGGUCAUCUCUCAACCGUUCUUCGGCGCGCGUGUCAUUCGGAGAGUUUUCGAGAAAAAAAUCACGGUUUAAUUUAUCGAAACGUCGGUAUGAAUCAUCCUUUGUUUCCACGAAAAACACGAGAUCGUUUUUUCAGUUGCAUGGCGAAGGAUUAAAUUGGAGUAACGCAGGAUUAAAGCGGAGUCAUAUCCGUCCGAAAACGAUUUGACGAAAAAGUAAUUCUGUUUAUUACAGCAAUCUAAAAUUAAAGCGCGAAUAUUCUAAAAAAGAAAGAACUUGUGUCUGAGAGGGACGCGGACUAGUCGUAAAAUGUAAACUCUUUCUAUGAGAGACCUUAAAGUGUUUGGAUAUACAUUUAAACGAGCAAUUAAAACACAUGAUGUGCUCUUCUCUCAAAUUGCAAAGCGAUAAAGCUCCGUGUUGCUUAGGGUGUUAUAUUUCUGUCGCGAGAUCGACUUCGUUUCCUGCGCCACAUUGUGCAUGUGCGCGCGGCGUAAAUAAUUUAAGCGUAGCUAUAACAUAUCGGUGUAACGAGGUUUCCAGUUUUAUACGGUUCUCCUUGCGGAGUGUGCGUUUGCGAACGAUUCGAAUACUACGCUCUACGUCGCCUCAUUAACUCGGUCUUAUCUAAAUGGUAAUUAGACUUUGAAUAUUUAUUAGAAAUCUCGAAAUACAUUGCAACAAAAUCAUGCAUAGAAUUCAUUAAAUGAUGACGUUAAAUGGUGCUGGAUUAGCUUGAUUAGUUUUUAAAUCUCGGGGAAAAUAACUUGAAAAAUUUCGUAGAAUGAAAAGUGACUUAAGAAAAAUGGUACAAACUCCAAUUUCACUCUAUACAAGAAUUUGACUUCUGUAUAAUAAAUUUUUACUCUUAUCAGCGUGGCGAAUUAUUUGAAAAAUUAUACCGGCUCAUUCACUCCUUUAGAGUGACGUUUCACUCUACGAGAUUUAGGGGAUAUUUAUCAGAAAUGCCUCGAACGAGAAAUCUUCCGAGAUUUACCUUGAACCAGUUGAUAAUGGAACAAAACAAGUAUAUUUCGCGUGCACGUACGACAUUGCGUCAAUAACGAUCGUAAUGACCAAAAAUUGCCUUUUCUAUGUUAUCGCUUAUGAUGUUCACGUUCAUUUGGUGGGGCAGUUGGAGCGCACGCCAGGAAAUCCGGCAUGCCUCUCGGGUAUAUGUACACACCGUCGUUUUAUCAACGAGUCAUUAAGGCCAUUGAAGAUUCCGCGUCGUUAUCGCGGUACUUAUUUCAUUGACCGGACGCUGACGCGGAUAAAUAAGCCGCAGAUAAAUCGGCGCCGUGCUGUCGUGCGACACGAGACGGAUUUGCGAUCGCGAGAGGAGGAAGCUUCGCUUUUAGUCUUUGUUUCCCUUCUCGGCUCAUCCGUUAUCCACUUUAACGAUGGAUUACGUGCGUCAUGUGCUGAUCUAUGUCAAAAUUGGUGGUAGGAACGUAUUCGUGCUAGUCUAUUCUCUUCACGAGCUUUUCUCUCGCAGCGGAAGUCACGAUAACACGCAUCAUUUAAAAUACUUAAUGCGAUCGUCAUUAUAUGCGCUUCGUGCACGCGCGCGUGUGGCGCGUCACGACUUUUUUUACGUAAUAUAUGUGUGAAAAAUAUAUGAAUCGAUCGCAGGCAUACGGAUUUCCCGUGCAACGAAAAUCCGAGCUCAGUAAUCGUUCGGCGAUCGGCCGAAGUACUUGUUGAAUCGCCGUCAUACCGAAGUAUCCAAUUUUCCUAAUGGACUUUAUCGACUAGCUCGCGAUGUGAUACUUUCUAAAUCGGUUGUUCGCCUUUCGUUCGCCUGCAUUGUACGAAUUUUGGUAUUUUCAGCCGCGAGGUAUUUCUGCAUCGGGGUACCCGGAAACAAAAGAUCGCGGCUCUAUCGUUUCUUGCUCGCGCUAGUGUAUAGGUUCACUCCAAUCUUCCGAGCAUAAAGGUUCACUCCAAUCUCCCGAGCUUAGUCAUUCAUUAGCGUUGGUGCAUUCGUUAUUGUUUCGUUUCCGAUGAAGAAUGUAUCUUAAUCUACAGAUCGGUGCACAGUGAACUUAUAAAUCGAGAAAUUACAAUUUUUUUUGCCGAAUAUGUUACUUUUUAAUUUAAGGAUUCAAUAAAGUAUGCUGCGGGAUGUUGAUAUAAAUUUUAUAAGAACAAUCGUGUCUCUCAGAGUGCGUUUAGCUCCGCUUGAUCGCUAUGUACUUGAACGAUGACGUCAUCGGUCUACUCACGAGUCAUGGUCGGUCGCUGUUAAACAAAGAAUCGCUAUCAGCUGAAGUUAAUUACUCCACUUUCAGCAGACUUUUUGUAAAACAUCAAAGCCAUUGUCACUUACAAAAGCAAUAAGUUACAUGUAACAUUUUGUAUUUAUAGUUUCGUUAUGAUGCAUAUUUAUAAUUAGCGCCGCCGAAACGUUUUCACUUUGCAAAUUUGCGUAUAAAUGAGAGCCUGCUUAAUUAUUAAUUACAUAAAUACUGGUUCCCCCUCCUGCUUAAUUACGUUAAUAAUUUAUUAAUUAUACUUUGCUUGAGAUGAGAGCAUAAUAACGAACAACAAUUAAUAUCGAUCGAGUACGGCAUUAAUAUUUUAAUGCUUCGAUCGUUUGACAAUAUACGUGAAAGUAGAUUUGUCGCCUUGGUAUUAUCGUUACGUGUCUUGUGUUCGUAAUCGAAGAAAUUUCGCAACGUCAGCAGAAAUGUAGAUUAUGAUUGGAGAAGCGCGUAUAACCGUCGCUCGGUAUCUCACGGGCGAUAAAACAAUCUAUUAACGAACCAUUAAACUCGAGCACGUUUGAGCAUUAUAAAUUUAAAUGCUAAGAAUCGAGGACGGCACGACGAGGGAUUCGUUUAUGGUUAUGGCGUGGGAGAAAUAUACGUCGCGCCCGUGCAGUAAAUUUACGCCGCGUGUUACCUUACUCGGGCGUUUAAUUGUUAAUUUACGAUGGAAAUCACUUAAUGUCCACGGGCAAGUUCUACGCCCGUAUAUUAUAUGGUUCAGAGGGGGACACUUUUCGAAUAACACGAUUUUGAAAAGCAACAUCGCGCGCGGCUUCUGUUCGAAUUACAUCCGUCAAAUGGGUUUAAUAAAUCUGAACUUGUAAAGUAGUCCAAUAAACUACACUUUAAUAAACCAUUACGAGUAGGAUAAGCCGUAAGAAAUCUGUCGACAAAGAGUAUAAAUUUACGUUAUGUCAGCACAGAUUCAAAACCAUUCAGUUUUUUUUUCUUUUUUUUGUCGUGGUUUUACCUCGACACCGCGCUCUUAUUUGUAGUUACGUGUUUCGUUGGCGCGGUAAAAAGAAAUGUCACGGACGGCGACAUUUCUAUUGUAUCCGCCAAUACAACGGAGAUACGGAUAGACUAUUCCGCGCUUAUAUAAUAGAGUUUGAAGGGACAUUUCGCGAGGAAAACGCGCGAAGAUAAUCGUUGAAAGAAUUAUAUUUAAUUGCGAACCUCUUUCCUUUUCAUUUGUAUUUUAAUCAUUUGCUCUUGUCUAUCUAUGUCGCACAAACUUUCUUAAAAAAUGUGCGACUUAUUCGAAUCAAAUGAGAUUCGAUUUCAAUUAAUUCGGAUUUCAAUUUAUUCGGAUUUGAAUUAUCUCGAUUUGAAACUGAAUUAUUCGAAAAUUUCUCGAAUCUAAGAUUUUUAAAAAUAUGAAUCUCAUAUAUUUAAUAAAAUUAUAUUAAAAAUUACUUUAUAUUACGUAACCAAUAUUAUUCUUCUUACAGUCUAAAAAUCUUCUGUUAUUGUCUGUAUAUUAAUAUUUAACGUAACAAUAAUUAUUUGUUAAUUACGUUAACGUUGUUAAUUAAAAGUUGUUAAUUACGUUUCAACGAUUCGAUUGGAUUCGGCAUUAAAAAAUCCUGAUUUGCACAUCACUAUUUCUGUAUAAGUUAGUUUUGUUGUUCGACGUGAAAUUUUGACAAUUUUAGACACAGCAUUAAUUUUUCAAAGAUGAAAGGGUGAAAGAGCGAAAAGGGAACGCUGCUUUGUAUUAUUCUAUGCGCGGAAUUACGUUUUUCCGUCCAGCUUGUCACGUAGCUAUCAGCGCAACUUUCUAACAAUAAAUAUUGUUCUUGGACGAUAUUGGCUUGGCUCUAAUAACAAGUAGUACGCGGAUCAAUUUAAAUGACGUCAGAUUAUUGCGUUGUCACCUUUGUUCAACACCCAUAUGACAGUUUCUCGCGGAGUGUAAAGCUUUUCAUGUAACGUGUCCUAUUUCUUGUUGCGUCAUGCGUGCGAUUUUUAUCUUUGUCGAACAUUAAUAUGCUUAGAAGAAACAUAGCAUUUACACUUGGACUUAUAACAAAAAAAAAAUGUAACUUUGGCGGACUUUCAUAUCCAAAAUUAUUACCAUAUAUCUCAACAGAAUUGUUGUCUUGGCAUUAUGGAGAAUUAUUUAUGAAGAUUUUACAUGUAAUUCUUAGUUUUUUGUUUAUGUGUAUAAACUCCGUUUAUUUUAAAGACGCGAACGCUAUGACUUGGCACAUACUGCUCGAAAUAAAUUUAGUUGCCAUGGUGAAAACAAAUAUUAAUACUUUCCGUCAAGGAGAAAUUGCAAAACGUAGAGGAUGAUUGACGAACCGAUUUUCAUUAUAUUUUAUUUGUUUGUUUUAGCGAAUUUUUCGUUGCCUCUUUGAAAUCCGUAUUUAGAGUCUAAUUAAAACUCGGCCAGUUUUUAAAUACCUUGGUAUAUUGAUAAUAUUCCAUAUCUUAAAUUAAUAGUACGAAUUCUAAUUAUACUUAUCUGUAAGCAAUAUCAAAAUGGCUUUUGUCUUUUUCUGCGUAUUUUUAUAUUUACCAUUAUUAUUGCAUACAAUGCUUAGAAAAAGAUUCAAAUUUUUUGAAACCGCAUUAUCAAAGUGAAGUACAAGUGAUAAUUUUAAAAAUUUGCCAAAAUUGCAAGAAUAAUAAAAGAAAUAAUAAGAAAAUGAAUAAAAGAAGAUGUGAAUAAGAGAAAGAAUGAUAGCUACUUUUACCUCCUCAGUGCUGUUAAAGGAAAUAGAAUCGCUGCAUAAUCUCGAAAAAUUUCUCUUAGCAGAAAAGAUUCCGAACCCCGAAGGAAAUCUACAAGUUCAUUCGAGAUGGACUGGACGUACGUGAUGCAUUCGAGAUACUCUACCAAUACGUGUUUCAUGCAUUUCGUGGGCGGAAAGUUUUAAUAAAGUACAGGUUGCAUAAAACAACUUCGCUCGCUCCGUGUUACCUAUUACUGUGAUACGACCGAAGUGAAGUCGUCAUGGCUUCGUGCCACAAGACGACGCGCAAAAGAAUGAAGAAGUGGAACGAGCUUCUCUCAAAUUCGCCGAAAGACGCGCAGCUGCCCGCGGGGUUAUCGAUAUCGCGAAAAGUGAACUCGUGGUAAUGAUCGUAAUUAUCGCGCCUCGAUGAGAGACUAUCGGCACGCGAAAGUGAGGGACACGCGCGAAGAUGAUCGCAGUGUCGCUCUUCAUCUGGACGCUAACGAGAGCGCGGGAACGUACGGAAAUCGGGCUCGAGAGCAGGCGAGAUUCCCGAAGGGACUCAUUGUACAGUCGGGACGAUCGGGACCGUGCGGAUUCCAGGCGGAAUUCCAAGGAAACGGCGACGAUCGGACUAGCCAUCGUCGACCGAAGGCGGCAUCGUCCUCGACGGCACUCGCGUCGUUAUUAUGUCGAUCGUAACAAGAGUUUCGACGUGGAAAAUGGCGCCUCGACUUUGGACGGCGGCGCCGGCGGUGGCGGCGGCGCCUCGCCGAGCGCGGGCCUCGUUCUCCAAACGCUGCCCCAGAGGAGGGAAAGCUUCCUGUAUCGGAGUGACAGCGACUUCGAGAUGUCGCCGAAGUCGAUGUCUCGAAACAGCUCCAUCGCUAGCGAGAGGUUCAAAGAGACAGAGCUUCCUGUCGAGCGAGCGAUAUUUACCGAUCAGUACAGCCAUGGCGAGGACCUCAUCGUUACACCCUUCGCACAGAUUCUUGCUUCUCUGCGCUCGGUCAGAAAUAAUUUCUUGUCGCUCACGAAUGUACCGACGAACAAAUCACGAAGGAGUAGUGGCCAACAGGGCAGUAGUACGCCCCAGCCACGGAUUUUGGCGCCAGGAGAGGAGCCCUUCAUGAAGCUGGCUGUAGAAACGAUAGAGGAACUAGACUGGUGCUUAGACCAGUUGGAGACCAUUCAGACUCAUCGAUCCGUGUCGGACAUGGCAUCCCUCAAGUUCAAGAGAAUGCUGAACAAGGAGCUAUCGCAUUUCUCGGAGUCGUCCAAGUCUGGGAAUCAGAUCUCGGAAUACAUCUGCAGCACCUUCCUCGACAAGCAGCAGGAGCUGGAUUUGCCGUCUUUGCGAAUCGAAGAUGCGGUCGCCGCGGCGGGAAGCGUGGAUGCACGAGCGGCGAAGAAGAAGGACCGCGUGCAAAGGGGCCCCGCCGCUAUGUCGCACAUCAGCGGCGUGAAACGGCCGUUGACACACACCAACAGCUUCACCGGGGAACGUGUGCCGUUGCACGGGGUGGAAACGCCGCACGAGGAGGAGCUCGGCAAGUUGCUCUCGGACAUCGACAAGUGGGGCAUCGACAUCUUCAGGAUAGGCGAGCUCAGCAACAAUCGGCCCCUCACCUGCGUCGCGUACACGGCCUUCCAGAGUCGGGAUCUGCUCAAAUCGCUGGCGAUACCUCCCAAGACCUUUGUUACCUUUAUGAUGACCCUAGAGGAUCAUUACGUGAAGGAUAAUCCCUUCCACAAUAGCCUCCAUGCAGCCGAUGUGACCCAAUCUACUCACACUCUGCUCAACACGCCCGCACUCGAGUCCGUGUUCACGCCGUUGGAGAUCACCGCUGCAUUAUUCGCGGCUUCCAUCCAUGAUGUAGACCAUCCCGGACUCACGAAUCAGUUCCUCAUUAACUCAAGCUCCGAGCUCGCGCUGAUGUACAACGACGAGUCGGUGCUGGAGAAUCAUCAUUUGGCGGUCGCGUUCAAGCUUUUGCAGAACGAGGGCUGCGACAUAUUCGUAAAUAUGACGAAGAAGCAACGGCAGACGCUGCGAAAGAUGGUCAUCGACAUGGUCCUCUCGACAGACAUGUCGAAGCACAUGUCGCUGCUGGCCGAUCUGAAGACCAUGGUGGAGACAAAGAAGGUCGCCGGUUCCGGCGUGCUACUGCUCGACAACUACACCGAUCGUAUCCAGGUGCUGGAAAACCUGGUACAUUGCGCCGACCUGUCUAAUCCGACGAAACCGUUGACUCUUUAUCGACGAUGGGUGAGUUUACUGAUGGAGGAGUUCUUCCUGCAAGGUGAUCGCGAGCGGGAGCAAAACAUGGACAUCAGCCCGAUGUGCGAUCGGCACAGCGCGACCAUCGAGAAGUCGCAAGUCGGCUUCAUCGAUUACAUCGUGCAUCCACUCUGGGAGACCUGGGCGGACCUGGUGCAUCCGGAUGCGCAGGAGAUCCUGGACACUCUCGAGGAGAAUCGCGACUGGUAUCAGUCCAUGAUACCACCAUCGCCACCGUCCGACGAGCAACAGCCGACGAACGAGAAUCAGCAGCAACAAGAUAGGAUACACUUUCAAGUGACGUUGGAGGAGGGUGAUGAGAGCAGCGAGGCUGUAGAGGGCGGCGAUACAGGCGGUGGCGGGGAGUUCUCCAGCGAGGACCCGGGCGGUGAGACAGAGGAAAACGCCACGGAGGCUGGGAUGUGACGGAGGCUCGCCGGUAUUUGCAGGAAGCUCCAUGAGAAGGUACAGCAGAGUUGGUGGCGAGUGCGUCAGUGACAUUCGCACCUAGCCGCGCCUAGUCGCCGGUCCUUUUGUAUCGACCUAUGCCACGUCGGCUGGACCACGAGGGAGGGCGGCAUUUGAGAUGACGGGAGGGCCGUCUCGGGCGGCAAGAGGGACAACGUCCCGACGACGACGGAACUAUGGUUCGCGAAGUGCGAAGAUACUUCAGGUUCACUACGUUUCGGCUGGACCGAGACGAGCGACGCGAACGGACGAAGCUGCGCGUCUUUUGUCGUCGUCAUCAUCGUCACCGUCACCGUCGUCGUCGACGUUGUCGUUUCAGUUUUGUUUCCGCGUUUCGUCUCAUUGAAUACUAUCCAGCGGGAGGGGCGAAUCUCUCUUCACAAAGUACCUGCGCAAAUGAAAGCGGCAGCUGCAUGUUUGCUACGUCGAGUGGGUGGCAAGUUUUUUUUUCUUUUUUUAUUUACACACGCACACGCCGAGGCCGAUAAUGAUCGACGUACGGUGAUCGUCCAUCGUCCACCGAUCAUCAUUUUCUUCGAUUGAUUUAACGAUGUUGUGUCGCCGUCGAAGGCUGGAGGAAGCCUCUCUUCCAGGACAUGCAGGAUCCUCAACAACAUAUCAACAGUGUACGAUAUAUUAUGGAUUCUAGCCGAUGCUUAGCGAUACUUCCGAGCAGAUCGAUGUCUCUGUCUUCUUCUUGGAUUUCGAACGCCGCGCGGAAAUUGUUGACACGUAAGCCACGUAUGAGACUUGUACUUGCGUAUGACGGAAGUUUAUCGAUUUGUUCCGAAUUCCUGCGUUAAGUAAUGUCGCGUCGUAAGCUUAACGAUGCGUUGCAUUCUCGCGAUUUAAUUUUGCGAAUGAUCCAUGAAAUGGUUUCGUCAAUAGUCGAUAUGGAUUGGAUCGAGCUUGAUUUAGCCGAAAUGCACGCUGUAUCGGAAAGGAAUAAAUGAUGAAAUCAAUAAACAGUUAAACGGAAAGGAUACUCAGUUGCAGUUAGGCGCGUUCAUCCUUUUAGUUCUUCGACGGUUAUUCGAUAGUCACCUACUUAUCGGUAGAGGAAGGGAUACUUGUCUUUAAUCGUAAGAUUUUGUCAUGUUCGCUUCGUAGACGUAGACAAGUUCGUAAGUGAAUUGUUCGUAAUCGAGAAAUACGAGAAUCCAGAAGUAGCCGCGUGUCUAUAAAGGAAAUGCUAGAGCAAACACGUAGAGUAUUACCCGCUGUCUGCGUGCUUUAAGCGAAAGGAGCGCGGAAGGCAUCCGCUUCUUUUUCCCAUAUCAUGCGGUCGGCGGGGGAGCACCGAGCAGCAGAACGUGGGAGGGCGGAGGAGGGGGGUAUUGAGAUAAGGGUACAAUUAAUUUUAAUACACAACUACGUCGAAAGCUGGUCUUUUAAGUUUGUAUUAAAAUUAAUUACCGGAGCCGCGAGACGCUUUCUUGCGAUAUAUACGAUACACACAAGAAUACACGCAAAACACACACAUACACACAAUACACAAAUGCAAUACGUACAACUACAAUGCGAGCGAGGAUAUAUAUCGAUAGAUGUUUUUAACCAAAGAGUAAUAUAAGUGAUUGUUAAGUCGAUUGUGCCGAGCGUGCCGUUCACCAAUACGUCUUCUGACGACGAAUAAUUCAGCGACGGUAAACGUAUCGUCCUGGAAUUUUGCGUGGGAUAUCGGAAGGGAGUGUCUUUACCACGAAUGUCCAUGAAACGCUCAAAUUUGCAAAUUCGUUCGAGGUUCGAGCCGCGAUUGCGACCCAAAUGGAUUUGGAUCGUGAACGCGCGCUGGUACGAACGCCGAACGUACGCCGCUGUGUUUUUUAAACGUACAAGUUAUGUCAAUGUGCCGCGAGGAUAAUUUUUCUUUUUCUCUAGGACUACCGCGAGUCCUUUUAAAAAAAAAUCUUUUAAUUUCUGAGGAGGAGCGGAGUGGUCGACCGUAUUGGUGGAAUGGCGACAAUUUCGCGCCUCGAUGAUAUCAGGGAAACGAAUGGUUAUUAGCAACUCGAUGAGCGAGUGUAUAUCGAGGAUCAGCCUAAAAGAAUAAAAAAACAAAAUUAACGUUUCACUACUACUCUAAGUCGUAAGCUUGCCAUCGACUGCGCGAAGUAGGGAAAAAAUUCGAGUCUGACCGUGAACGUGCGUAAGCGACCGGGUAGCUCGGGCUCACGUAAUCGUACAUUUCUUAAUUAUAUUAAGAGAAAUUACCUAAAAAAAUCGCAUAACAAAAAGAAGAAAAAAAAACGGAAAAAAUACUACGGAGAAAGCAAAAUCUCUAUGUGUGUUGUAGACAAUGAUCUAGUGAGUGUUUUGGUGCUGGCCACCAAGCUUUAGCGCGUAAGAAAACUCCGAGGUUCACGAGAGUCCGCGACUACGUUGUUAAGUCAAGAAAAAAAGGGGGGGGGGAGUUAACUUAACGAAGUUUUUAGGGCGUAAGCAACGAGGUUAUAAUAAUAAUAUUAAUAAUAAUUACUGAUAAUAAUCAUAAUAUUAACAGUAAUAAUAAUGAUAAGUGCGAGAUAAGAAAGAUACUGAUUUAUUAAUUAAUGUUAACGAUAACACUCGCUGGGCGAACAAACGAGUGAUCGAGAUCGCGUUCGCUUCAGCCGUCGGGGGCGUCGUCGUGUGAGAGGAGAAAAGGGGAGAAAGUGAUGAGUGAGAAGAGAAAGGGGAAGAAGUGUUAUCGAUGAUGUACCUCUGCACUGACGCCGAGUCUGCGACUUGGCGAAAGUAUUCAAUUAGACGGCGAUCUUUGAAUUAUUUAGCGCGAGUGCGUCCUUGAUUGUAUUUUUUGGCGUGGACGAGCGGAAACGCACUCUCGUUCUUUCCGUAACAUUUUUUCUUGUCGCUCGUCUCGAUGGAUCUCGCGAGUGUGUGCGCAGGUACAAAGAUAAAAAAUAAAAAAAAAAACGCCACAAGAUACGAUUUUGUCAUACAAAUCUUACUGGAUCAUCGCGAUUUAUCGCACUUCUAGAGCGUCGUUGUUCUGGAGCAACGAAUGGUCUUCUCCAAUAUAGUCUGCCAAUUGCUCGUUAAAGAAUAAAAAAAGAGAGAAAGCAAAAAGGGAAAAGUACAUGUAAAGCAUUGAAAUUGACGGUUCAACGAUGAUUUAUAAGUACAACAAAUUGCGAUGAUUCAAUGAGAUGUGUAAUAAUAUUUAGUAAUAAUAGAUUGAUAAUGAUGAUGAGAUGGGGAGAAAAAAAAUAAAAAUACCUGUUUGAUUGCUGGACAGUUAAAUGAAUGUAUUAAUAUCGUGUAAUCGUCGUACGAGAUAUAUGUGUAAUAAAACAUAUUUAUUGUCGGAA